CUGGAAUGCACCUGAAAUUGAGCUACCAGACAACGAGUUCAUUGAGUUUUUGGAUCUUCAGACAAACGAUACCAACCCAUAUUUCUCAACAGGGGGUUCUCUGGUCUCUCGACACUCACCUCUGAUUGACCAAGAAUUUCAAAUCAAUUGGUCAAUACCAGCAUUGCCGACGCCUAACCCUCACUCACUUACUAAAAGAUCAACAGCAAAUGUUGGUAUGGAGCGAACUGCCACGCUCGUACUACAUACACUAAAAUCCUAUGUCCUGAGUAUGCUGCGCCACAAGUCUCUUCCACCAUUUAUCCAUCCGUCUUUGGUAUCCGCCGAAUUUCUCAUGGAGCCACUGAUGAACUGCACCAAUUUGGUGCAUAUGAUAGGUGGCGAAAUGAAAGGAAGUCGAAAGCUGUUCUGGAGAAAUGUACGCAUGGAGUGUGAGCGAAUGUGCGAUGAGAGUCUGACAUUGUCAAAAUGGGAGCUGCUUGCUGCUAUGCAAGCCCUAGCUAUUUACAUUAUUAUCCGGCUCGACGAAGGAGAAACAGAGUACAAUGGGUUUGAUCCACUUUUAAUCGCGACCGUGACAGCAAUGGCUCAAAAGCUAUCCGAAAGUCACAUUGCGGGAAAGUAUAGUCUCGACGGAACUUGGAAAGAUUGGCUUUUUGAGGAAUCAGGACGAAGAUUAUCGGUUAUUUACAAAGUUUUCAACAUGUUGUUUUACUUUGAUCCGGCAGUAAUGUGCAGUUUACCAACGGAUCUAGUUCUCGCACCCCUACCGGCGAGGAAACCGCUUUGGGAAGCAGGUAAUGAGGCUGUGUGGAAAUCAGAAAGACAAAGGGAAGGCGGAGUUCAGAUCGAAUUUGGAUUGGCUAGCAGCGGGGAGAUAGUCAAACUUGGUGAGCAUUACAGUGGAGCUGUGAUGGUUCAUACAUCUAUUACCGCGAAGAGCCCAGCGAGGACUAGCGCAAGAUGGGAGGAGUGGUGCGAGGGAAUGGACGGGCUUGGUGGGCUUGUUAUGCUUGCUGCUUCUAUGGUAGUAUAG
This is a messenger RNA of Penicillium samsonianum, 1036 nucleotides long. RefSeq lists its product as uncharacterized. Lineage: Eukaryota; Fungi; Ascomycota; Eurotiomycetes; Eurotiales; Aspergillaceae. The transcript is spliced from 4 exons. The coding region runs from base 218 to 1036 and encodes 272 amino acids. The record is from RefSeq and is a predicted model, not a curated record.